This is a messenger RNA of Anopheles marshallii, 615 nucleotides long. RefSeq lists its product as uncharacterized. NCBI's taxonomy places the organism in Eukaryota, Metazoa, Arthropoda, Insecta, Diptera, Culicidae. The record is from RefSeq and is a predicted model, not a curated record. Bases 1 to 615 code for a protein of 204 amino acids. Gene Ontology annotation, molecular function: calcium ion binding. The transcript has 2 exons. Gene Ontology annotation, cellular component: centriole; centrosome. Gene Ontology annotation, biological process: centriole replication; mitotic cell cycle.
AUGCCAGUUCUCGUCAGCAUCUGCUUAGCGUCCGGAUCUGUGUCCGUUUCCACAGGAACAAAAACCACCAACAAAACUGGCAUGACCGGUACCGUGACGACGGGCGUCCCUACCGGUGGUGCGGGAGGUGGUGCCGGUGGACGCAAAAAAUCCGGCCCCAAGUUCGAGCUUUCCGACGAACAGCGGCAGGACAUUAAGGAAGCGUUCGAUCUGUUCGAUUCGGAAGGAACCGGAAUGAUCGACACGAAGGAGCUCAAGGUGGCAAUCCGGGCGCUUGGGUUCGAACCGAAGAAGGAGGAGAUUAAAAAGAUGAUUGCCGAAAUCGAUAAGGACGGUUCGGGGAAGAUAUCGUUCGAUGAUUUCCUGCAGCUGAUGACGGUCAAGAUGGCGGAGAAGGACUCGAAGGAAGAGAUACUGAAGGCGUUCCGGCUGUUUGACGACGAUGAAACGGGUACUAUUUCGUUCAAGAAUCUUAAGCGGGUCGCAAAAGAGUUGGGCGAAAACCUGACCGAUGAGGAACUGCAGGAAAUGAUCGAUGAAGCGGAUCGGGAUGGAGACGGGGAGGUUAAUCAGGAGGAAUUUCUGAGAAUUAUGAAGAAAACUAGCCUAUACUAA